UCUAAUGUUCAUGAGGCAGACCUGAACGACUCUACAAGACUUUUCUGUUUUUCGCGCACUACUGGAGCGGCUUCUGGUUGCUGCGCAGAGAGGAUGCUUUUGUCUCUACAGCGCACACCUGGAACAAGAGAACAGUGAGUGCUUUUUGGCGGCUGAUUUCGUUGCUCAAACCAGAAGCAAAGUGAAGGACCGAGUUCCUUCCUUGUAUCACUAUUAAGGAAUGCCAUUGGACAUGAGCUUGUGACACCGGCAGACACCAGUGCAAUAAACAAUUUGGUCAUCUGCGCUCUGUCCUUGAAGAAACGUUGCAGUUUCAGCCAGGGUUUUGCACUGUGAACGCAGGAAAUUGACUCGAAUUCCAACAGACUUCACUUCUUAUUGUUAUUUAUUCAGUUUAUUUUACUGAUUUUCACUGUCACGGGUUUGCUCAUAGGGCAACAGCAAUCAACUCUCCAUCAAAUAAGCACAGCGGGUUAUCAGUCAACGUGGUUUUACGCACAAAGGCGCUUGAGCUCAAGCCGAGACAAGCGCACGGGCAGCAGCAUCAGGUGCUGUUAGGUGGACAAAUAAGAUAAAAGCACAACCAAAGAAAGCAGGGCAGUCCAAGUCCAGCCAUCAAAAUGACGGACGGUGCAAGACAACGGAGCAGCACCUCGGGUUCUGCCAAGGAAGCUGCUGGUGAGAAGGAGUCGGGAGGCGGAGUUGCGCUCAAGAAGGAAAUCGGUCUUGUCAGUGCCUGCGGUAUUAUAGUAGGUAACAUUAUCGGCUCAGGUAUCUUCGUCAGUCCGAAGGGAGUGAUGGAGAACGCCAGCUCCGUGGGAGUGGCCCUGAUCGUCUGGAUCAUCACGGGUAUCAUCACUGCCAUCGGGGCGUUGUGCUACGCCGAGCUGGGCGUCACCAUCCCCAAGUCGGGCGGGGACUACUCUUACGUCAAGGACAUCUUUGGAGGGCUGGCUGGGUUCCUGCGCCUGUGGAUCGCCGUGCUGGUGAUAUACCCGACAAACCAGGCCGUGAUCGCGCUGACGUUUUCCAAUUACGUCCUGCAGCCUCUAUUCCCCACCUGCUUUCCGCCAGAGAAUGGCCUGCGUCUGCUGGCUGCUGUCUGCCUCUUGCUGCUGACAUGGGUGAACUGCUCCAGUGUGAGGUGGGCCACCAGGGUGCAGGACAUGUUCACCGCCGGCAAGCUGCUGGCCCUCGCCCUCAUCAUCAUCAUGGGCAUCGUGCAGAUCUGCAAGGGAGAGUACUACUGGUUGGAGCCAGCCAAUGCCUUUGAGCCGUUCCAGGACUAUGAUGUGGGUUUGAUAGCCUUAGCUUUCCUACAAGGCUCCUUUGCCUACGGAGGUUGGAACUUCCUCAACUACGUCACAGAGGAGCUGGUGGACCCCUAUGUGAACCUUCCUCGUGCCAUCUUCAUCUCCAUCCCCCUCGUGACCUUCGUCUACGUCUUUGCUAACAUCGCCUACGUCACGGCCAUGAGUCCCCAGGAGCUGCUCGCCUCAAACGCUGUUGCCGUGACAUUUGGUGAGAAGCUGCUGGGAGUUAUGUCGUGGAUCAUGCCCAUUUCUGUGGCGCUCUCCACCUUCGGGGGAGUCAACGGUUCCCUCUUCACCUCUUCACGAUUGUUCUUUGCUGGAGCCAGAGAGGGCCACCUCCCCAGUCUGCUGGCCAUGAUUCACAUGAAACGCUGCACUCCCAUCCCAGCCCUGCUCUUCACUUGCCUGUCCACCCUGCUGAUGCUGUGCACCAGCGACAUGUACACUCUCAUCAACUACGUGGGCUUCAUCAACUACCUCUUCUAUGGAGUCACUGUCGCCGGGCAGAUUGUCCUGCGUUAUAAACAGCCAGAUAUGCACCGACCAAUCAAGAUCAGCCUGAUUUGGCCGGUCAUUUACCUCCUCUUCUGGGCCUUCUUGCUCAUCUUCUCCCUUUACUCUGAGCCCGUGGUGUGUGGCAUCGGCCUGGCCAUCAUGCUGACUGGCGUCCCCGUCUAUUAUCUGGGAGUCUACUGGGAAAAUAAGCCACAGUGCUUCGACGCCUUCGUUGGUAAGAUGACGCACUUGGGCCAGAAGUUUUGCAUGGUGGUUUAUCCAGCUUUAGGUGACAGCAGCGGGAACGGAGAGGAAGGAGAGGAAAUGAAGGAGGCCAUGUCUCCUCUGUCUAAGGAGGACAGAGACGCCCACAAGUCAGCGGACUGCUAAAGCGCACGCCCUUAUCUCCCACCUGCCCCAAAAGAAAUGGACAUAUGCAGACGCACACGUGGGUGCGCACACACUCAAAAACACAUGCAAACACACGACACAGUUUGUAGUGGAUUUACUGAUCAACACUUGUGCCCCCACACUACAUGUUUUUAUUUGUUUUUUAGCAAAUAUAGUAUGAGAUGUUUGGAGUAUUACGAUAUUCUCCAAUACACACUAAACAGACACAUUUAACAAUUUACUAUUCAUCUUCAUCAUCAUCAUUCUGCUUCUCUUCCUCCCGCUCCCCCUCCACACACUCCCUGCACACUCCUACUGUAAGAGAUCAUUUUUGUAGUACUUGUUUUUUUUUAUCAAAAGACUCUCACUGCACUGUGGUGGCCACACAAACACUUCUUUUCUGUUUUUGUUCUUUUCUUUGGCCACGUUGUAAAUUGUGUCAUAAAUUCAACACACCAAAGCAGUAUUUUGAUUGUCAAAGCAGAAAAUUGGAUUCAGAUCAAGUCAUUUCAUGUUGUGAAGUACACCAAGAACUAUGUUUUGGUUUUUAAAGGUGACUGUGACGCUGAAAUGCUUUUUUUGUGUAAUUGUUUAUAUAAUUUGCCUUUGUUGUUGUUUUAGUUUUAAUAUGUUAAUUUUUGGUUUGUUGAUAUUCUUUUUUUUCUAUUUAACAUCAUAUACAUCUCGGCCUAUUUUAUUUUUUUUUUUUUACUCUUGCAACCGUGGAGGUGUACACCUGGAAGCUGAUGUGUGAGCUGUUCUUUGCAUUGGUAAAUGGUUGUUUUUUUUAAUUGCCUUAAUUGGAAUAUAUUUGGGUGCCACAUUGUGACUGAUGUGGAGAGAUUGUUAAUAUUCACACUUGUUAAUGUGAUGGAAGCAACAAAAAGUGUUUAGUGUUUUGAGAGAGUUUUGGUAUGCACACUACACAGAUAAUUACCCCGUUAAAACUGCAUGUCCAAGUCCGGGUCUAUAUAGCUCAGUUGGUAGGGCAUCAGAGUUGAAAGCUGCAUGGACAUACUGUAGAUCACUAGAACCAAUAAAUAGACAAGACGUGAUAAUUUCACCACCACUCUGACACAUGUGGGAAACAGUUUUACUGCAGAAUUAUUAUUGUAGUUGUACCAUCUUGCUGUACUUUAAAUAACCUCUAAUCUUUUGAUUCAUACAAUUGACAAGAGGAGAUUUUAGUGCAAUAUUAAUGCAGACACCAGCAAAAAAAACUGAUUCAACCCAUUCGGUGUUGUCUGGUAAUAGUUAUGUAUCUAUGCUGUAUAUUAUAGUAACAACACUCCUUCACACUUCAACACACAUUGUGUACUCUUGUGUCUUUCUAUAAUCUAUCCGUGGCUCAGGGCAUCCCCACUGCCUUCUCCUUACACACACUGCCUAAAACCUCCAGACCAUGAACACUCAACAGAUCCGACUUAUUGCCUCGUUGCUAAAUGUUUGUACUGGUGCUUUUAGAGAUCUUAUGUCCUCAGGAGUCUCAAUCUUACAAGCAAUCCCAAAAAUAACUCACAGACGAUGACAGGUCUUGGCAAAAAAAAAGUUGGGCCUGUAUUGUAGUUUUUGAAGUUUCUCUUGUGAAAAUGUAAGAUGAACAGGGUGUCAUGGAUGUCUUUACAAGUACAAUGAUUGUGUUUUGUGCCUGUACGAUUAUUGUGUAUUUACAGUAAACACAGAUGUCAUGACAGUCCGCAAAUUGUCUCUUAGUAAAUAAAAACCACUGACUAAUGUUUGAAUUUGUAAUUCAGGGCCUCAUUUAUAUAAAAGAAAAUGCUCCAUAUCUUUCUUAUUCCAUUGUGUGAUCAAUUCAAAGAAUGUGAUUCUUGUUACAUUCAGUUUCUUCAAUGAUUCCUCAAUUUAUUACACAACAUAAACUUUGUGAAUUUCACAUUUCUCAGCGAGCGCUGUGCAUAAAUGAGGCCUGAAUGCUAAUGCUACAUAAAUGCUGCAACGUUAUGUGAUGUUGCAGUGAUGACUGUGCAGACAGCAACUUGCUUCACAAGUUCAGUGUGAGUGAAAUACUGCUUGUAUUUCUGCUUAAAAUCUAAAAAAGGUUUAAUAGUGUUGAUUAUUUUUUACUCGUCUUACAUUCUUGCUGCUCAAGGUUUCCCAAUAAGCUGCAACCUCGGCUUCUUGCUUUAAUUCAGACCAAAACAAGCCUUUUUUAAUGUGGUGUAAAUAUGAAGUUUUCUGUGUUCUAACAGUCGUUGCAUAUUAAUUUCUUCUCCUAGCAAUACAUCUUCGCAAUGCAAUACUCUGCCUAAUAAGAAUGUUAUUUCUAAAUAAUUUUGUGCACACAUUGGUCUCUAAUUUAAGUUGCCAUUUGCAGACUGCAGAGCCAUUGUGACUGACAUGUCUCUCAAGCAUAAGUCUAUUUUUGUGUUAAAAAUGUAACUGUAAAUAUUGGGGGUGAGUGUGCAAGAAUAAAAACAUUCAGAAGUGAA
Molecule: messenger RNA, 4648 nt
Organism: Micropterus dolomieu (smallmouth bass)
Lineage: Eukaryota; Metazoa; Chordata; Actinopteri; Centrarchiformes; Centrarchidae
Gene: slc7a8a
Product: solute carrier family 7 member 8a
Exons: 11
Coding region: 621-2198 (525 amino acids)
Biological process (GO): amino acid transmembrane transport; neutral amino acid transport
Cellular component (GO): membrane
Molecular function (GO): neutral L-amino acid transmembrane transporter activity; L-amino acid transmembrane transporter activity
Source: RefSeq, a predicted model, not a curated record